Mytilus californianus (California mussel) is the source of this 1060-nucleotide messenger RNA. Its product is annotated as phosphate-regulating neutral endopeptidase PHEX-like. Gene Ontology annotation, biological process: protein processing. The record is from RefSeq and is a predicted model, not a curated record. Gene Ontology annotation, molecular function: metalloendopeptidase activity. Lineage: Eukaryota; Metazoa; Mollusca; Bivalvia; Mytilida; Mytilidae. The transcript has a single exon. Bases 17 to 1060 code for a protein of 347 amino acids. Gene Ontology annotation, cellular component: plasma membrane.
UAAUAAUAUAAGAAACAUGUUUGUGUAUUCAUUUUGUUUACAUUUAGCAAUUGGAUAUGUGGGAUGUUAUGAAUUUAUACAGAAUGUUCACAUGAGUGAUGAAAACAAGAAUCCAGAUGUCCGUGACGAAGUACUUGGAUCACCUUGCUUGAAAACUCUUGUACAAUCCGGUAGCUUGCAACGUUUUGAAAACCAGUUUUCCAUUUCUGAAAAGGACAAUAAAAAUAAAUUAAUUGAAAAUAAACCAAAUCCAACUAUACGACAAACAGUUACGGAGACUGUUCUCAAAUCACUUGAUAUGAAUGUGAAUCCUUGUGAUAAUUUCUUCAAAUUUGCUUGUGGUGGUUAUAUUAAAGAAAAAGAUCCGCCAAGCGGAGGUCAGUGGGCAUUCAGCAGACCAAGUAAUAGAAUCAGAGGUGCUGUCAAGGUGGAAAUUCAAAGUAUCGUUAAACAAAGUGACCAAAGUCCACUGAAAAAAGCAAAACAACUAUUCCAGUCAUGCAUGGAUGAGCAAACCAUAGAAAUCCGAGGAGGAGAGCCUAUCCUUAAACAUUUGUCUGCCCUUGGUGGAUGGCCUGUGCUAGGAACCUGGGAUAGUAAGAACUUUGAUUAUAUUGACUUAUUAGCGGCAACAAAACCACUUUUGAAAGACUGGCAAUUUCAUAACCAGAUGUCUGGAGUAAUUAUUGGUAUGACGGUGCAAAAGGAUUUUGGAGAAAAAGGUCCAUAUGCUAUAUAUUUAGACCAGCCUCGAUUAGGGCAGUUUGAUUUUUCUGGAUUAUCAAAUCAUGAGGUUUAUCGACUUGGAAGACACAACUUGUACAACAAGGCCUAUGAAGAAUAUUUAGUAGAUGUCGCAGUUUCCCUCGGGGCACAUCCUAACAUCGCCAAAAAAGACAUGUGUGAUGUUGUAGAAUUUGAAACUGCAUUAGCAAAAAUAAUGUUAUUCGAGGAAGAGAGAAGACUAGUAGAUAUUCGAUAUAAUAAGAUAAGUAUUCUUGAAAUGUCAAUUAGGUAUCCAAAAAUUGACUGGCUACGGUUUUUAAGGAAAAUAACAUAG